UCGAACUCAGCGUGCUCAAGUUAUUCUCUUAAAAAUAUUUUUUGUCUGUUACUAUUCUGCGACGCGUUCAGUACGUAACGGUCAGUAACGGUCGGUUAAAUAUACCGAUAUUGGUCGAUAUUGUAGAAAUGAUUUGAGACGGGUACAAAAUACUCAAGAUCUACAAGUGAUAUUUAUAUAUGUUUUCCUUUUAUUAAGCACACACAUAAGAACUUUUGAAAGAUGUUGUCAGCAUUGAAGCAAUCCACAGUUAUCCACCUGAUGUUUGCUAUAACAUUUUUCACAUCGGGUUUGAUAAUCAAUUUCUUCCAGUGUCUUUUGUACUUGGGCCUCAGGCCUUUUUCCAAAUAUUUGUAUCGGAAGAUUAAUUACUAUCUCUGCUAUUCUUUUUAUAGUCAGUUGGUGUUUCUGACAGAAUGGUGGUCUGGAACAGAUGUGGUAUUGUACAUAGAUAAAGUAGAUUUUGAGAAAUACUUUGGACAAGAACAUGGUUACGUGAUAAUGAAUCAUACAUACGAAAUAGACUGGCUUAUUGGGUGGAAUUUUUGCGAACGAAUUGGAGUUCUUGGUAAUUGCAAAGCUUAUGCCAAAAAGUCAAUACAGUAUAUUCCAACAUUAGGUUGGGCAUGGAAAUUUGCGGAAAGUAUAUUCUUAGAAAGAAAUUGGGAGAAAGAUAAACAAAUAAUUGGUACUCAAAUUAACGAACUUGGAAAUUAUCCAGACUGUAUUUGGUUACUCUUGAAUGCUGAAGGAACACGUUUCACAGCAAAAAAAUUAGAGGCCAGUCAGAAGUUUGCCCAAGAGAAAGGUCUUCCAGUAUUAAGAUACCAUUUAACUCCGCGGACAAAGGGUUUUACAGCAAGUGUACCGCACAUGCGAGGUAAAAUUCCCGCAAUUUAUGAUUGCCAAGUAGAUUUCAAAUCAGAUGACACAGUGAAACCAACAAUAACCAACUUACUGUUGGGAAAACGGGUUGUGGCCCACCUGUACCUACAAAGGAUCUCAUUGGACGAAGUGCCAGAAAAUGAGGAAGCUGCAGCCAAGUGGUUGUACGAGCUUUACCAAAAGAAGGAUCGUAUGGCAGAAAGUUUCACGAAGACUGGUGAUUUCUUCACCACUAGUGGUGUUCCCAGAACAGAUUGCUUUCAGCUAGAAAGAAGAGUUUAUACUUUGAUAAAUACAAUUUUCUGGGCAGUGGUAGUUUUAGUACCAAUGCUUUAUUAUUUAGUGAAUCUGUUUCUGUCUGGAUCAACAACUUACUUUUCUAUUGGUGUGGGUAUCAUAUUCUUAUUCUACCUACUUAUGCACAAAACGAUAGGCAUGUCCGAGAUAAGCAAAAGUUCAUCUUACGGUGCUGAUGAUAAAAAAUCGAAGUAAAGAGAAAGGAGGAAGAAAUACAAGAAAGGAAUACGUCGCGAGAAAAUCGAUACGUCUUUAGAGGUCUUUGCCAAAUAAGUAUUACCGAAAUUUUUUGUCCGCGUACUGUAUUCUGCAUGAUUUUCCUUGUACAAAUCACUGAUGCGCAAUGUUUUUAAGGGCUUGCGAAGGUAUUGGUGUUUUAUCAUUGUUGAUAAUACUUUCUCAUUUUGUUAACGAUAUGGAAUGUAUAUUGUAUCAUUGAUAUAUACGUUAUAUUUCUAUAUUUUGAUUGAAUAAUAAUUUAGAUAAAGUUUUUUUUUGUUUAAUAACAGUUUAUUUACUAUGAACUCGGAGGAAUUAUGUAUCUUGGUCAUAGUGAUUAUAACAAU
Messenger RNA from Dufourea novaeangliae, 1748 nucleotides. Its product is annotated as 1-acyl-sn-glycerol-3-phosphate acyltransferase gamma-like. Gene Ontology annotation, cellular component: endomembrane system. Gene Ontology annotation, molecular function: 1-acylglycerol-3-phosphate O-acyltransferase activity. NCBI's taxonomy places the organism in Eukaryota, Metazoa, Arthropoda, Insecta, Hymenoptera, Halictidae. Bases 223 to 1377 code for a protein of 384 amino acids. The transcript has 7 exons. The record is from RefSeq and is a predicted model, not a curated record.